AUGAGGCCGUGUAACAUUGAUAAGCAAAUAAGCAAGCAACAAGCCGAGCCUUGGUCGAGAAAGGCGGCGCGACGCAGUUUGGAUGUCCACGAACUCGGGAUCGAGGCGGUUCGACUCCGCGCCAGCCAAACACUCGCCGGUAAUAACCCCCCGCAUCGUUAUAGCGCCGUGAUAUCAAAAGCCCGCCUCGCCGGGGCCAUCUUACAUGCCCAAGAACAUCGAGAUCUGCCCACCCCCGUCAGCAACCCCAUAUCCACCCCUCAGCCCGGGGAACAGUCCACCGAGUGGUGUUUUUCACCGCGCAGCGCAACAAUGGUGUAUGCCCCCUAUAACGCCUCGGCGGUGGAUAGAUGGAAAGGGAGAACUCACCCCGUCUUGUUGCGGUCGAGGAUUGCGGGGAAGAGCUGGUGGAGGUAG
Messenger RNA from Chaetomium globosum CBS 148.51, 417 nucleotides. RefSeq lists its product as uncharacterized. NCBI's taxonomy places the organism in Eukaryota, Fungi, Ascomycota, Sordariomycetes, Sordariales, Chaetomiaceae. The coding region runs from base 1 to 417 and encodes 138 amino acids. The record is from RefSeq and is a predicted model, not a curated record. The transcript is spliced from 3 exons.